AAUUUUCAUUGUUGCGGAUCGGACGCGAUUUGAGAAAAGUUCUCACAUAUAGUCUUUCGCCACUACCGCCACCGCCACAAGUUUAUAUUAAAUAGAAUCAUCUACUAUAGACGCGUUCGCGUUCGUAUUCAUUUGUUUUAAUUUCAAGUUCAAAUCUAGAAAAAAAGUAAUAUUCAAGUUCAGAAGAAAGCGUCGUCGUCGCCUCCCGGCAUAGAUCCGCUUAUAGCUGUUUUUCAGUUAUUCAUAUUAAAUAAUUGAUAUAUUUUCUAAUAAAAUACAAAAGAAUUUAGAACAUAAAAGAAUACAACAAAUCAAAACAAAAAAGGCCAAACCAAAAAAGCCAUAAAAUUGACAAAAUCAAAAAUAAAAAAAUAAAAUUACGCACCUACCAAAAGAACAAAUUGAAAAAUGGAUGAAAAGAGGCUAACCGAGAAUAAUAAUGUUCGAGUUUACAAUGAAACAACAAAACCGUCGAAGAAAAAACGACGCGAUAAAAGCGACUUAGGUGACAAUUUUGUCGCCCCCGAUGGUGGGUGGGCCUGGGCUGUCUGCCUUGCAGCAGGCGUAUCCAAUUUAUCGAUCUUUCCUUGUUUCCAACAAUUUGGACUGGUUUAUCGAGCUCGACUCUACAGUCUGGGAUUUAAAGGAUCUCAAAUUAGUACAAUUAUAAAUAUUACCAUGGCAGUAUCAGCACUUACAGGUCUUAUAAAUGGAGCAAUGUUUCGACGUUUCACAUUUCGACAAGUUGCCAUUGCAGGUGGAUUUUUUCUUACUAGUGGCAUUUUUGUAACCGCAUUUUGCUCCACAUUAAUACAGUACAUCAUAUUUUUCUCAAUAUUUUUUGGUUUCGGACUUGGAAUUAAUAUGUCAGCAACAUCCCUUGCUGUGAACACCUAUUUCCAGCACAAGCGACGUCAAGCAACUGGAUAUUCAUGGACAAUAACUGGUCUGGGACCGAUUUUUUUCCCUCACAUAGUUACCUGGGCUUUGAGUGCUUAUGGUGUUCAAGGAACUAUUUUUAUUUUAGCAGCUGUAUCCAUGAAUGCCAUUGCUUCUGCUUUGGUCCUGCAACCAGUCUUAUGGCAUGUCAAGCCACAGACAAAGCCCGAAGCUGAAGCUCUAGCGCCUGAGCCAGAACAUGAAUGUAAAUACUGUUUGGCAAAGAAGCGCAAGAGGAGUAUGUUUUCCAGCACCUACACCUUUAACGAUGACGACGAAGAUAGACCUGGAUUGGAAAUUAUCACAGAACCCUGCACUCCAAUGUUGUCACGUGCCAAUGAUGGCUACUUCGGAUCCAAGAUCUCGCUAGCAACUGACGCAAAUCAAGCUCCACGAAAGUUACAGAGACAUUUUUCCAUCAAUUCUCAGCGUGAUCAGGCAAGCCUCCGAAAUGACUCCUUUUCAAAGCCAAACUACUUUAACCAGGAGAGAGAAGAACAAGAUCGUUACCUCAGUAAAACAAAUAUAUUCUCAAAGUCGGGAAAUGGUGAAUUCAAGUGCACUUGCGCGGAGGAGAAGGUUCUCCUGCAAAAGCAAAUAGCUGCUGAAAAAGAUCUAGGAAAAUCAGAAGUUGAAGCUGAGAUAGAAAAACGCCUGACUUUCAUGCAAAAAGCUGUGAGAUUCUUUGACUUGGAUCUCCUGAGAGACAUCACAUUUGUCAAUUUAGUCCUCGGUAUGGCUGUGAUACUUUUUGGCGAGGCCAACUUCUCAAUUCUAACACCGUUCAUCUUGAACGAUUUUAAGUUCAGUGAUUCAGAAACAUCGACAGCAAUGUCCCUGAUUGGCAGUAUGGAUCUUGCGGUAAGAUUCUUAGCCCCAUUUGCCCUGCAAAAGAUCAAACUUGGCAAUAGAAUUCUAUUUUCCUUUGGAAUUAUUUGUAUCUGCCUGGGAAGGUUCUUCAUUACAAUGGUCAAGACUCCUCAAAGUCUGAUGGUAGUGGCAGCGUUAGUUGGUAUCGGUAAGGGUUUCCGAACAAUCUUUGCUCCGCUGAUUCUUUCGAGUUAUGUACCUUUAAAUAGGCUGCCUGCUGCUUCAGGACUUCAGUUGAUCGUGAAUGGAAUCUUCACAUUUGCUAUCGGGCCAAUUGUUGGUAUAAUCACCGAUGCCACAAGUUAUCGAGGAUCUAUUCAUUUUAUCAACUCAAUGACAGCUAUUGCGCUACUUUCUUGGGCAUCCGAAGCGUUGUGUCGAAAAAUUCUGCACAAGAACAAAGAACGACAAGUUGAACAAACCUAAAGAAAAAGGGAAGAAAUUUCGAUACAAAAAUCUAUGGAGAAAAAGAAAAUUUCGACAAAAUGGUCAACAUCACAUCAUUCUAAGGAGACAUUUUUGGCCAUUAUUUUUCCUGCACAUAUGGCAAUGCGCACAAUUUUCGAUACGAACACGAGAACAAAAAUGUUCAAUAAUGACAGUAAUGAAAUUCCACUUAAGUGCUAACUUAAUUUUUAACAUUGAAACAUAAGUUUUUAAAUAAAUUGUAAGAUAUUAUGUGUAUAUUAAUAUAAGAUUAAUGGUGCAACUCUUAUUGUGUUUUAUAGUUUUAAGGAUCAAAGCCAAGUUUGAAAAGUAGUUUUAUUUUAAAAAGUGCAAUGAAUAAGCAUAAAGCUUAGUAAAUAUUUGUCUGUAAAUAAAAAAACAUAUACAAAAAUGUAAAUAAAAUAA
Molecule: messenger RNA, 2661 nt
Organism: Eupeodes corollae
Lineage: Eukaryota; Metazoa; Arthropoda; Insecta; Diptera; Syrphidae
Exons: 6
Coding region: 409-2235 (608 amino acids)
Biological process (GO): transmembrane transport; monocarboxylic acid transport
Molecular function (GO): monocarboxylic acid transmembrane transporter activity
Source: RefSeq, a predicted model, not a curated record